GCUAUAGCACCCCCUAGCGCCCCCCUGGAGCCGCCACUGGCUCAGUAUCCCCAAGUCAUAUUUUUGGUCCGAGGUUUCUCAAAUAAAAAACAUAACAUUUUAAGCGUUGAAAAUGAGCGACCCAUGUCCCCCAAAUUAAACAGUAGCCAGUAAAAAGACCUUUUUAACUUUUCCUUUCUCUACCAUUUAGGAUUAAAAAUACUGUAAGCCCCUGAAUUAGUUUAAUUUUAUUUUAAGGUUGUUUAUUAUGUUUACUAGUGUUUUGCACUAGUAAACAUAAUAGUUUACUAGUUAUGUUUACUAGUAAAUAUAGUCGUUUAUUUAUUUAUUUCGGAUCCAUGGGUCGCACGAGUCCAGCUUAGUCCAGUCUGAGCUCUCCCUGAUCUACAGCAGCAGUCUGCACAGAGCUGCGGGGCGCAGACCGGGACAACGGAGGAGAUGCCUGGCCGGACCGAUGCAGACAUACCUGAAACAGGAGCCAUCUUCACAUUUGGGAAGAGCAGCUUUGCUAACGAUGUUCCCAGUCAGUUCUGGUUGAAAAAUGACCGUCCAGUGGAGAUAUGCGGUGGCAAAGAGCACAGUGCUGUGAUCACAGAAAAUGGGAGGUUGCUCAUGUUUGGUGGUAAUACUGGUGGCCAACUGGGACUGAAGAUAAAACCAGAUGCCAAAAAACCCACCUCUGUGAAAGCAUUGAAGCCUGAAAAGGUGAAGCUUGUGGCCUGUGGGAGAGAUCACACACUUGUCUGCACAUUUUCAGUUCAGCACUGCGUCUGUGGGGCUGGCAGGAACCAGAAGGGACAGCUCGGCUUGGGCCACAGGGAGAACACUAAAUCCUUUCAGCUGCUGCGUCCGUUUUGUGACUCGGCACCGGUCAAAAUGCUCGCUGCUGGCAGCAGCACUUCAGCUGCCUUAACAGAGGAAGGGAGGCUGUUCAUGUGGGGAGACAACUCCGUGGGUCAAAUUGGUUUAGGGGACAAGGCGUUUGCAGCAGAACCUAGAGAGCUGAAUGUGGGGCAGGCGGUGAUGUGGGUAUCUUGUGGGCAUCGCCACUCAGCGUUUGUGACAGCGCACGGUGGACUUUACACCUUUGGUGAAAGUGCAAAUGGACGACUCGGGGUCCAGGUGGGGCAGCUGGCUAAUCACAGAGUGCCCCAGCAAGUGCAAGGCAUUAUGGGAAGUGUCAUUCAGGUGUGCUGUGGAGGGGAGCACACUGUGGCACUAACAGAGCAGGAUGUGUACACGUUUGGCAGAGGCCAGUACGGUCAGCUGGGCCACGGGACGUUUGAGUUUGAACUUCAUUUGCCAAAACCACUGGAGUGCUUCCACAACAGCAGCGCCAGACGAAUCGCCUGCGGAGAAAACCACACUGCUGUGAUUACAAAUGCUGGACUGCUCUACACAUUUGGUGAUGGCCGUUAUGGAAAACUGGGGUUACAGCAGGAGAACUUCAUCAACCAGUUCAGCCCAACACUGUGCACCCGUUUCCUGAAGUACAACGUGCAAUCAGUGUCCUGCGGUGGUCACCACACUCUGGUUCUGGCUGUCCCCAGACCAGCAGCACAGAGUCAGGGCGUAGAGUCACAGAAGGAUGCCGCAAUUACAGACUUCUUCUGGGAGUCAGACGACCCUGAAAACCUCUUCAAAGACUCUCCGAUGGACCCAGCUGCAGUCGUCCCUCUCUCAGCGCUAGCUGCUCGGGCUCGCCACAGAAAAAAAAAAAGCUUUGUGGAGCUGUUUGGAGAGUUGCCUCAGACCCCCCCUCGUCCUAAUUCUGGCUUCCUCAGCACCUCCUGGCAGACAUCCAGAAAUAUCCCAAACCUGAAGCAGCUUCUAAAGGAUGCUCCCUCCCCCACCUCCUCCCCCAAAGCGGCACCAGCAAGCCCGCUUUUAUCCCCCAGAUCUCAGUCCGUAUCCUCCAAGCCGCCAAGCCCACGUUCACAAUCAUCUCUCUCAUGUCGGAGUAAAACCUCCACCGCCGUCUCCUCCAGGUCCAAAUCCAAAAGGCUGCCUUCUUCUGUAUCUUCGUCCACGUCUAGAGCUAAUCAUAACUCAAAGAGUCCUGCCUAUUCUGAAAAGACUGUGAGGAGCGCAGCAUGCAGAGCCUUAAAUGACAAGCUGUCUGAUGCUUUCCCACCUAACAAACCCUGCAGCCCUAACAGACCCCUCAUCCGUGUUUCUGAUAAUAACCUGGACCAGAAAGGACCACAAACAAAGGGAGAAGCUCGAAGGGGACAGCUAAUCUCUCAAGAAGUGGAAGAUGAGAGAAACCAUAUGGAUUUUUUGCCAUAUAUGGAAACCAGAAUUGGGAGAGUUCAAAUUGCCAAAGAGCUAGAGGUUCGUGGAGACCAGAAGAGUGGCCAAAGCUCGCCCAAGUACCUCAAAGCAGAGGCUCUGACACGCUCCAACUCCAGAAAGGAAGAAGAGUUGUCACUGAAAAGCAGGAAGAGAAAAGCACGAGUCACAUCUCAAGACCGUCAGAACAUUACCACCAGCAAAACAAAACCUCCAGAAGUAAAAGACGGCCAAAGCAAGCUCUAUAAGAUAAAACAUGACAAGAAAAGUGCAACAACACAACAACCUGUGCCGAUAACAAUGACCAAAGUAAGUAAAAAAGGUGAAAAAGAUCAACUGACAGAGCACUCGUUUAAGAAAGAACUAAAAAUGACUCCAAAAAGAAGAAACAUAUCAGACAAGAUCAGCUCAACUCUAAAGGUUACAGAUAAUAAGGAAAUAACCACUGAAAACAUCUCAAAGGAUGAUGCUGUGAUGCAGAAUAAAAGCACUGAUCUAAAAUCCGCUGAAGUGAAGAAGCAGCAGGACAAAAAGAAACUCAACUUUACUCCAACAAAGAAAAAGGUUGAACGCACAUUGAGAAAUAUUCAUAACACAGCAGUGCCUUUAAAAUCACAAAAUCUUGAAGCUGCAGAAAUUACUAAGCCUUCUCAGGCUGUGGGUUUAAGUGUGAAAUCGACACCUGUGAAGGCGAUUAAACCCAAACCAGUCAAAAGUCAAAGCAAACAUGCAGAAAAACCUUCUGCUGUAGGUCAAAGCAUCAAAAACGGUGACAAGGAUGGGUUAAUAUAUGCAAAAAGCACAACAGGUGAAACUGAAGGCAGAACGUCAGAAAAACGGAAUUUACUUGAAGAGAAGAAGAAAAAGAAGGAAGAAGAACCUAAAGUUAGACAGAGAAAAAGAGGGAAAGAAGACGGUGCUGAUGUGGACUCGGAACGUAACAGCAAAGCCAAACCCAGGAUUAAAACAACCGAGGCUCCCAGCCAGACCUCUACACAUCAUGAAGAUGCUUCUGAAGUCUCGAGCAGUGCAGUUUCCUCACAAAGCCCCACAAAAGCCAGGGCGCUUUCUGUCAGCAGAGCUAAAUCCUUGCAAUCCUCUGACCGUCCUGCCGCGGAAACACUUGCACCUGAAACUCAAAGGAAAGAGAACGAAGACCUGCAGGAAGGAAAACAGACGUGGGGAGAGAUUUUGAGCGACGCGGCGUUUCUUCUACCUGCUGCGGGGGUCGCAGGUGCAGCUAUCGGCCUCCUGAGCGAGGCAGUGACUCAUGUGGAGGCUUUCCGGGCCGACAGCGACAGAGCUGCCUCUCCAGAACCUGAAACACCGAAAGUCAAACAGUUCGCAAAGCAGAGUGCAAUUAUGCACCCGUCCUUCUCUGCGACGUUGCAUUCUGAUUCAGAGGAAAGGGACGACAGCACACAGAAGGAUGCUCAAAUGAGCAUCUUAUCAGAUUUAGGAAACGAUGCACAUGAGGAGGAAUUCAAUGAUCCUUCAGAGCAGGAACCGGCUGAGCAGAUCAGGAAGGAAGAAACUUUUGAAAAUAAAGAAGGAGAAGAAGAAAGCUCUGAAGAGGACGAUGAUUCCAAGAUGACUGAGACAAACACCGGUGAUGAAGAGCAAAAGGAAGAUGAAGAAGCGUUGGGAAGUGACGUGGAAAGCAAAAGCGAGGAUGAGGAAGGAGAAAGCAGCGAGGCUGCAGGGGAGAGUGAACCUGGAGAAGAUGACGAUGAUGAGCAAGAUAGUGAGUCAGAAGGAGAGGAGAGCGAGGGAAAAACAAGCUCCAGCGUUCAGGAGGAAGGUGAAGAAAGUAACAAAAGUGACACAAAGGAUGCUGAAAGUGAGGAAGAGGAGAGCAGCGUGGAAACGGGUGAAGGAGUGAGUCACUCUGAGGCGAGUGAGGCAGCCGAGGAGGACGAAGGUGGAAGUGAAGAGCAAAGUGAUGAGAGUAAAGGAGAGGAAGAUAGUGAGGUGAGUGAGGAUGAAGAAGAAAAAAGCGGUGAAGGAUCCGAGAGAGAGCAUGGUGAGAGUGAAGAGGAGGAGGAUGAGGAAGAAGAAGAGGAGGGCGGGGAGGGCAGUGACACGGCGGUGUCUGAGGAAGAAGAAAGCGAGGAACCGAGGCAGUCUGAUGAAGAGCAGGAAACUGAGAAAGAGGAGAGUGGAGGAGAGGGGGAAGAAGUCAGUGAGGAAGAGGAGGAGGAAGGAGAGCUUUCUUUGAGUGACGAAGAAGCUGAACAGGAGGCUACAGAGGAUGAGGAGGAAGGAGAAGGGGAGAACACAGAGGAGGAAAAUGAGGAAGAGGAACAGGGGAGCACAGGGAAUGAGGAAGAUGAAGGAACGGAUGAAGAGAGCAAAAGCGAGGAGGAAGAGCAAAGCAUGGAAGAAGAUGAGGAAGGAGCAGAGGAAAGUAUCUCUGCUUCUGAGGAAGAGGAAGCAAGUGAGGAAAAAGGAAAGGAGAGUGAGGAAGAGGAAGAAAUAGAUGAGGGGGAGGAGGAGGAAGAAGAAGCAGAGGAAGAGGAGGAGGAAGAAGAUGGAAAUCAAGAACAAGAUGAAGAAGAGGAAGAAGAAGAACAAACAGAAAAAGUUGAAGUAGAAGAGGAAGAGGAGGAGGAGGAAGAACAAAUGGAAGAAGAUGAGGAAGAGGAGGAAGAAGAGGAGGAGGAAAAAGAAGAGGGUGAAGAAGAAGAAGAUGAGGAAGAAGUGCAAGAGACGGCAAAGAAACAGAAGAAGAGAGAGAAAUCAACAGGCUCAAAGGGGGCGGAGCCACCGUCUUCUUCUUCUUCUCCUCCUUCAGGGAAACGGAGAGAAGCUCCCAGACCCGCUCCAAGGAGCAAACAGAGAGACGCAGAGGAGAAGAAACCAGAAGAAUCCAAGCAGUUCUGGAACGAUGUUCUGCCUCAGUACCUGGACCUGCAGUGACUCCUACUGCCUCAUCUACAGAUACUGUUGCCAUGGUGAUACAUACUGGUUUCUGAACUGGGGCUUCCAUGCCUUAAGGUGGACACUCGUCUGUGGCCAUCUUGGACUUUCACUUUCUAGAAGAGAGGCAGGAAAUAGUUGGGUUUUUUUUAAUGAGGAAAGUUGAUACUUUUUGAACAUGUUCUGUUGCUGCCUCCUGCUGGACAUCAGUAUUGUUGCACUUUAAUAAUGCGCAAAUACAUUGAGUCAAUAAUUAUCCUCAUUGCUAGUCAAACUCAAUCAGUUGCAGUUGCUGGUGUUACACUAGAUGACACAUCCAGGAAAACAGUAAAAUCAAGCAAUACAUCACACAAUACAUCAGAUUGUCGUGCAUUGCUUAAGUUUUCUCUCAAUGAAUCACAAUAUCAUAGAAAAGUCAACGUAUUUCAGCAAUUUGUUUCAAAGGGGAAAACAUAAAACAUAAAUUUAUUACACAUUAGCCUUUAUUUCUGCAAAUUUUAAUAAUAAUUGAUCAGAUUUUCCUUCCACAUAACUUUCCAUGCUUAUACUAGGACACAGAACAUUAUUAUAUAUUAUAUACGAACAGAUAUUACAAUACAUAUACUAAUAUUUAUUAUAAUAUAUUUUAUUUCUAAAUCGAAGCUCUUUUUGUUCUUAUGUAACAUUCCAAGAACGUGAAUUUUGGGCUUUGGGUUAAUCCUCAACUUUAAGAAGUGAAUUCUUAAAAUGUCUCACUUUGUGUUAUGAAUCCAUAAUAUACUUGAAUUUAGCUUUUUAAAUUAUAUUACUGAAGUAAAUGUACUUUUUAAAGAAAUUACAUUUAUUGAGGUGCACUUGUGAUGAAUAUUUGAUACUGUAGUCAGCACUAUGCUAUUUAAUGUAGGAUUGUCUCAAACUUAAUUCACUGCAAGGUGUUUCAGUAAGUGCAGUUGAAGUAAGUUCAGGUUAUUAAAGUGAAAGUUACUUUAUUUCUAAAUCCAAAAUAUUUGACAUAUGAAACACUAGUAUAAUUCCAAUUUUCUGGUGCUAAAAUCUCCACCAUUUCUAUUUUAUUUGCUGCUUUUACUGCUUGCUACUUCAAUUCAGUUAUAGUAAAGCAUUUAUAAUUAAAGAAUGGUUUAAGAAAAACAAAUCAGAGCUGUGUGUUUAUAAUAAAGCUACAAGGCUCAUUUCUGUAAAACAACAAUAAAGUUGUUUUCUGUUGCCUGAUUGCUUCUUGUAUACUCCUUCCGUUUCCAUCUGCUUGAUGUAGAGUUACUUUAGUGAGUCACUUUACUUUCCCUGCAUGAUUAGUCAUGUUCCUAUUGUUGAACGUUGUCUGAAGCUCAAGAAGCAGGCAGGUAAAGAAAAUGCAGUAAAAGAAGGAUCUUCAGAGGAAGCGAAUUUGUAAAAAAAAAAAAUCAGCUGCGCACACCUUGACAGAAACAAAAAUACAAACUUGUCUCUGAAUAACAACCUCGUAAAUGUACUAAUUAUCAAUAAAAUGCACUUACGUUUUUGCAUGUACCGUGACAAAAUGCGACUGAUAUUGAAUGUGACAAGCGAUAUUUUUGCAAAGCACUCAGUCUGAAACUAAAAAGAGAAGCUGAAAUG
This is a messenger RNA of Xiphophorus couchianus (Monterrey platyfish), 6804 nucleotides long. RefSeq names its product retinitis pigmentosa GTPase regulator a (gene rpgra). Gene Ontology annotation, cellular component: Golgi apparatus; photoreceptor outer segment; cytoplasm. Lineage: Eukaryota; Metazoa; Chordata; Actinopteri; Cyprinodontiformes; Poeciliidae. The transcript has 13 exons. The record is from RefSeq and is a predicted model, not a curated record. Gene Ontology annotation, molecular function: ubiquitin protein ligase activity. The coding region runs from base 439 to 5211 and encodes 1590 amino acids. Gene Ontology annotation, biological process: ubiquitin-dependent protein catabolic process; intraciliary transport; protein ubiquitination.